AUGCGCAUCCUUGGCGCUCUCGGGCCGCCUCCGUCCCUACCAGGCGGGCGCGGGCGCCGGGGGCCGACUGAGUGGCCCCUGGAGAGUUUUUUCUUGAAGGUGUCCAGGGUCUGCUACUCCCGCACCUGCUGGGCCCUCACCGGAAACCCAGCCUACACUGGGUCACCUGGCUCCUCGGUUCCCAGGCAGCUGGGCACGCCUCCCAGUCAGAGACAGACCUGGCCAGGGUUGCGGGUCUCUAACAGGGUCCCUGCCAAAGAGCAGCUGGACCAGGUGAUAGCCACCAGGGUGCCAGUCUUGCAGCUUGUGCUGGCCACUGGGAGAGAAGGGGGAGCUGCCACUCCCACGUGUUGUAUCCAGCAGGAAAAAGGCCCCUCCCAAUCCAUUCGGGUGACCUGCACAGGAUCCUGUGGUGUCUCCAACAAGGCCAACGAUGUGGCAUGGGUGGUGGAGGAGAGCUACUUCAACAGCACCUUGUCUCUGGCUGACAAGGGGAGUCUACCCACAGGAGAGCACAGCUUUCCCUUCCAGUUCCUGCUCCCAGCCACAGCACCCACAUCCUUUGAGGGUCCGUUUGGGAGGAUUGUGCACCAGGUGAGGGCCACGAUUGACACGCCGAGAUUUUCCAAGGAUCACAAAUGCAGCCUGGUAUUCUACAUCUUGAGCCCACUGAACCUGAACAGCAUCCCAGACAUCGAGCAACCCAACGUGGCCUCCACCACUAAGAAGUUCUCCUACAAGCUGGUGAAGACGGGCAGCGUGGUCCUCACAGCUAGCACUGAUCUCCGUGGCUAUGUGGUGGGGCAGGUACUGCGGCUACAGGCUGACAUCGAGAACCAGUCUGGCAAGGACACAAGCCCCGUGGUGGCCAGUCUGCUGCAGAAAGUCUCUUACAAGGCCAAGCGCUGGAUCUAUGAUGUGCGGACCAUCGCAGAAGUGGAGGGCGCUGCUGUCAAGGCCUGGCGGCAUGCUCAGUGGCAAGAGCAGAUUCUAGUACCUGCCUUGCCCCAGUCAGCCCUGCCAGGCUGCAGCCUCAUCCACAUCGACUACUACCUGCAGGUCUCCAUGAAGGUUCCUGAAGCCACUGUGACCCUCCCAGUCUUUGUUGGCAAUAUUCCUGUGAACAGAGUCCCACUAAGCCCACAGCCAGACCCAGGGCCUCUUCCAGGAACCUCAUCACCAGUGGUACCCUCUGCACCGCCCCAGGAGGAGGCUGAGGCUGUGGCUGGUGGUCCGCACUUCUCUGACCUGGUCUCCCUCUGCACCAAGAGCCACUCACAGCAGCAGCCGCUACCUGCUGGCUUGGGUUCUGCGCCUGGUGCCCUGGAGCCCUGUGCUCAGGAUGGUAGCCCUGCCCCCAACUCUCUGCACCCUCCCUUGUGCGUCUCUAUAGGUGCUACUAUCCCCUACUUUGCAGAGGGUUCAGGGGGCCCUCUGCCCACCACCAGCGCCUUGAUCCUUCCCCCGGAGUAUAGCUCGUGGGGCUACCCUUAUGAGGCUCCGCCGUCCUAUGAGCAGAGCUGCGGCAGUGCCGAUCCUGGCCUGACCCCCAGGAGCUGACCCUCCAGAGCUGACCCAUGCUGCCUUCUCCAGCGGGCCAGGCCUUUGCCCUGGGAUAGGAUACCCAGGGCCUCGUGCCUUUGCUCUCUGCCUGGCCCAGCCACUCAGGACCCGCACCUGCCCAGAACCAGCUUCUCCUGGCUCCCCAGAGUCAGCCCUCCUUUUUCCUGGGGGGCUGGGGCAGGGCGGAAAGGGCUUGGAACUUGGAGGGACUGUAAAUAAAGCGCUUUAUUUCUGAAGCUGGGCAGAGGCCCACAUGGGCAUAACCCACCCUCAGACGCCCUCCACCCUCCUGUGUGGACCUCCGGCCCGUUUCCUGGUCCCGCCCAGCCCCUCCCGUCCUUUCCCCUCCCACUCUCCAGCCUUGCCUCUCUGGUACUGACAGUCCUGGAGAUGCACUCUGUCCAGUUUGAGGUGCACUCCGGCUUUCUGGCUGCCACUCAUCAUUCCACACCCCAGGAAACUGUGGGGAAAGGGCUUGCCAGACCUCCGUCACCGGUAGAAUUCUACCCUUGGGCCUCAGGGAGCUACCCUGCUGGUGUAGCUUGUUUGUCAAAGAUUGUGGGCACCACGUGCAGUUUGGUGGGGGCAUCCUGGGCUUUCCUGCAUCUUGUAGGUGGGAGGGAUGCGAAUGCCCUGGAGGCAGCUAAGGUUGACUGGGUCCAAUCCCAGCCAGGAUCCAGUGCAGGGUGAUGGUUCUUGGUGUGUUCACUCUAGUACCUUGGCUGUGUAACAGGCACAUCAGCUCUUGGGGAUGGUCUAGUGCUCUCCUUCACCAGAUCUUCACAAGUAGAGGACAGUGGACACAAGUCUGCCACACAGCUGUCAUUCCCAGGUUGUGGCUUCCAUCUUCUGGUUGGCAAUGUAGUCUUUCACUAGGCAGAUACGUGCAACACACGGAACAAGUAAAAGAUGAGUACUGGAGAACAGCAGAAAAUAGGCUGCAGGUGGUACAGCCCACCUCCUAGAAGUUGGGCUCUCACCUCUGGCCAGCUGUAUAAGCUUGCUGGUGGUCAGCUCCCUUGCUUUAGUUUACUUAUCAAGUGUGGAUAGGGGGCUGGGGAUGUAGCUCAGCCACACAGUGCCUCCCUGGUAAGUGCGAGGGCCUGAGUUCGAUCCCUGGUAUAAAAAGUAAAAAAUAAAUAAAUAAAAUUAAAAUGUGGAUGUGCACAGGGACUGCCUCUCAGGAUGUGAAAUACAUAGCGUAUGCAGCUGCCGGGUAGGUGAUCAGUGACUAUUGGAGGCUAGGCAAGUCUGGCUGAUGGGAAAUGGGAAUGGAAGGCCUUACCAUAGGCUACUUCUGCUGUGCUCAUUCACAGUCAUAUUUCCUUGGUAAAGGGUUUUCCCCACAUUUUAACUCCACACACUCAUUUAACAAAUAUUUAUUUUGUUUCUUGUAUGCAACGUAUUGUUCCAGGCACUAGGCACACAAAACUGGAAAGAAGUAUGUCGAGUAUGUGCCAAGUAAGGGUGUAGGAGAGUCCGGGUUAGAGCCAAGUAAAGCAAGUGUGAGGUGCCUGUCUUAGUUACUUUUCUCAUUGCUGGGACAAAAAUACCUGACACCCACAAGUUAA
Molecule: messenger RNA, 3134 nt
Organism: Fukomys damarensis (Damara mole-rat)
Lineage: Eukaryota; Metazoa; Chordata; Mammalia; Rodentia; Bathyergidae
Gene: Arrdc1
Product: arrestin domain containing 1
Exons: 10
Coding region: 1-1560 (519 amino acids)
Biological process (GO): protein transport
Cellular component (GO): cytoplasm
Molecular function (GO): ubiquitin-like ligase-substrate adaptor activity; ubiquitin protein ligase binding
Source: RefSeq, a predicted model, not a curated record